Astrephomene gubernaculifera is the source of this 432-nucleotide messenger RNA. NCBI's taxonomy places the organism in Eukaryota, Viridiplantae, Chlorophyta, Chlorophyceae, Chlamydomonadales, Astrephomenaceae. The record is from the annotation of a GenBank genome assembly.
CGCUCACCCUCUUCCUGGACUUUGCGCUCUCGGGCGCCGACAUGGACGCGAGCGAGAAGGCCACUCCCACCAACUACGUGGUGCACCUGCUCAACGUCACAGGCGCCUGUACGGGUAUCCUGUCAGAGGCGUGUGUGCGGCUGUACGGACCGGUGGGCUGCUUCUUCAUGACCAACUCGCGAUCCGGGGGCUCACCGCCUGACGCCUCCUCCUCAUCCUCCUCCGCCUCAUCAUCAUCAUCGGCCUCCUCCUCAUCAACCUCGCCGCCGCCGCCGGUGGCCCCGGCGGCGCCGCAAGAGUUGCUAGCGUCCCAGCUGAACCCAGGGUCGGAAGGCGGAGAGGGACAAGUGGGGCCGGACGGUGGCGCAGUAGCAGUGACCCAUGGGUCGCGGCGUCAUCUGCUGCUGCCGCUGCUGGUGGGCAUUCUGGGCG